Molecule: messenger RNA, 633 nt
Organism: Cotesia congregata
Lineage: Eukaryota; Metazoa; Arthropoda; Insecta; Hymenoptera; Braconidae
Source: the annotation of a GenBank genome assembly
AUGGAUUUACUGACAUCUUUUUAUUUGUGUCGAGAAUCUGAUUCUGGUGAUUUGAUAAUCUACAAUUAUAACCCAUUUAUCAACUAUGCACCGUAUCCAUGGAGAAGCACUGAAACAACUAGUCAAGAAAUGGCGGGGGAGGGAACACUAUUUCAUCAACAUUUCAAUAAUGAUUCUUUUGCUGAGACUGUCAAAAAAGGAUAUUUGAAAGCAUUAGCUAGUGUCACUAUUUGUACAGUAAUACACAAUUACUUUGCAUUCGGUGUUUCUCUUUUAGAUGUUUUUAGUCUGAUAUUUAAUAUGGGAAUAAUGACGCCUCUUGAUAGAUUGUCGAUGCGGAUUGUGUUCGUCAUAGCAUCUUUCUUUAUUUUUUUGGCAUCCUCAGCUGUUCAGAGUAAAAUAUCAGCUCUUUUAGCGAGACCGUCUCGUUACAGUAUUGACACUUUACAAAACUUGUUCGAUCAUCGUUAUCAUGUAUUUUAUUAUCCGGACUUACAUCAGGAUAUCUCAGAUCAAAAUAUAUGGGUUACUGACGAUGAUAAAAAAUUCUUGCACCCUUGUGAAUAUCCUGAACUAUUUAAAUGCACCAAAAAUGCUGGUAAAAAUUCUACAAUCGCUUGUAUUUAUAAAUAG